This is a messenger RNA of Prosopis cineraria, 2700 nucleotides long. Its product is annotated as heat shock 70 kDa protein-like. NCBI's taxonomy places the organism in Eukaryota, Viridiplantae, Streptophyta, Magnoliopsida, Fabales, Fabaceae. Gene Ontology annotation, molecular function: misfolded protein binding; ATP hydrolysis activity; ATP binding. Bases 367 to 2334 code for a protein of 655 amino acids. The transcript has a single exon. The record is from RefSeq and is a predicted model, not a curated record. Gene Ontology annotation, biological process: cellular response to unfolded protein; protein refolding. Gene Ontology annotation, cellular component: cytoplasm.
AAUUUUUAGUACGGGAUUGCGGAUGACAUGAUUCGGUCUACUCCAUAACGGCUCAACGAAAUUGAGAGGGAAGGAUCCGAGUCAAUUAACCGACGUCUACCUCUCCAGAACUCUCUAGCGGCUCCUAUUUCAUGUUCUGAAGAUCUUUUCUUCGUAGUCCUCUCUUCUACUUCCCUCUCGAAUUUUCCAAACCCUUCUUUUCUUUGUAUAUAUCUCUCCCUCCGUGUCUCUCUUAACCAUCAAAACCGAGUGUGAGAAUCUUCUGUAUCGAAAUUAUCCGUGUCCUACUAAUUCCGUUUCUUUCUGAUUCUUCUUCAUUCAUCUGAAAUCACAAAUCCUAUAAUUCUUUCUCGAUUUCUUGCAUCAAUGGCUUCCAAGACUGAGGGCAGGGCUGUUGGCAUCGACCUUGGAACCACCUACAGCUGUGUGGGUGUUUGGCAGAACGAUCGCGUCGAGAUUAUAGCUAAUGAUCAAGGUAACAGAACCACUCCUUCUUACGUUGCUUUCACUGAUACAGAGCGUCUCAUUGGAGAUGCUGCCAAGAACCAAGUUGCGAUGAAUCCUCAGAACACCGUUUUUGAUGCCAAGCGACUGAUCGGCCGACGAUUCUCCGAUCCUUCUGUUCAAAGCGACAUGAAGCACUGGCCGUUCAAAGUUAUCCCAGGUCCUGGCGACAAGCCUAUGAUCGUGGUUCAAUAUAAAGGAGAGGAGAAACAGUUCGCGGCCGAGGAGAUUUCUUCCAUGGUGCUGACGAAAAUGAAGGAAGUCGCGGAGGCAUAUUUGGGUCAAACUGUGAAGAACGCUGUGGUAACUGUGCCGGCUUAUUUCAAUGAUUCUCAGAGACAGGCCACCAAAGACGCUGGUGCCAUCGCUGGGCUUAAUGUGAUGAGAAUCAUCAACGAGCCAACGGCAGCUGCCAUUGCUUAUGGUUUGGACAAGAAGGCUUCGAGGUCUGGAGAACAGAACGUGCUUAUCUUCGACCUUGGAGGAGGUACAUUUGAUGUGUCGCUGCUCACAAUUGAAGAGGGAAUCUUCGAAGUGAAGGCCACAGCCGGAGAUACUCACUUGGGAGGUGAAGAUUUUGAUAAUAGGCUCGUCAGUCACUUCGUGCAAGAGUUCAAGAGGAAGCACAAGAAGGAUAUCAGCACCAAUGCAAGAGCUUUGAGAAGAUUGAGGACUGCAUGUGAGAGGGCAAAGAGGACUCUGUCUUCGACAGCGCAGACGACAAUUGAGAUUGAUUCCCUUUACGAAGGUAUUGACUUCUACUCUACAAUUACCAGGGCGAGAUUUGAGGAAUUGAACAUGGACUUGUUCAGAAAAUGCAUGGAACCUGUGGAGAAAUGCCUUAGGGACUCGAAGAUUGACAAGAGUAGAGUUCAUGAGGUUGUUCUUGUUGGUGGGUCUACGAGGAUUCCCAAAGUGCAGCAGCUUCUUCAGGAUUUCUUCAAUGGCAAAGAGCUGUGCAAGAGCAUAAACCCAGAUGAAGCUGUGGCCUAUGGAGCCGCCGUGCAAGCCGCAAUUCUGACUGGUGAAGGAAACCAGAAGGUCCAAGACUUGCUUCUGCUUGAUGUUACUCCUCUCAGCCUCGGCCUUGAAACUGCAGGAGGUGUGAUGACAGUGCUGAUUCCGAGAAACACGACAAUUCCCACAAAGAAGGAGCAGAUUUUCUCUACAUACUCUGACAAUCAGCCUGGAGUGCUGAUCCAGGUUUACGAAGGUGAGAGGGCAAGGACCAAGGACAACAACUUGCUUGGAAAAUUUGAGCUCACAGGGAUCCCUCCAGCACCAAGAGGCGUUCCACAAAUCAAUGUGUGCUUCGACAUUGAUGCGAACGGCAUAUUGAAUGUUUCAGCCGAGGAUAAAACAGCAGGAGUGAAGAACAAGAUCACAAUCACAAAUGACAAAGGAAGAUUGAGCAAAGAAGAGAUUGAGAGGAUGGUGCAGGAGGCAGAGCAGUAUAAGGCACAAGAUGAGGAAGUGAAGAAGAAGGUAGAGGCCAAGAACUCUCUUGAGAACUACGCCUACAACAUGAGGAACACAGUGAAGGACGAGAAAUUUGCUGGGAAAUUGGAUCCUUCAGAUAAGCAGAAGAUUGAGAAGGCCAUUGACGAAACAAUUGAGUGGCUUGACAGGAACCAACUAGCAGAAGUGGAAGAGUUUGAGGACAAAUUGAAGGAAUUGGAAGGCUUGUGCAACCCAAUUAUUGGUAAGAUGUAUCAGGGUACUGGUGGCGAUGUGCCCAUGGACGGUGGCGCUAGCAUGCCUGGUGGUGGCUACAGCAAAUCAUCCUCUGGUGAUGCAGGUGCAGGGCCCAAGAUUGAAGAAGUUGAUUAAACGUCCAAGGGAAGAUUCCGCUUUCUCUCUGAUAAAUCAGCCCUUGCAUUUUAAACAUGUAAUGUCUAGUUUUUAGGGUAUGUUGCAUCGUGUUCUGGAAGGGCAUUGAAGAUUGUGUGAUGUGAAUCUUGUAGUUUUUAUGUUUGUAUGAGAGAGUGAAUAAACUGCGUAGAUUUCUUUUCUUUUCUUUUGUUUUCUUGGGGAUUCUGACGGGGAAAUUUUCCUUGUGGUUGACAUGUAAUUUUUUUGAAGCCAAACGUUAAGCAUCAGCAUUGGCUGUAUAUUGGCUAGUAUUCUUUACAGGACACAAAAAUCUGGACUUGCAGUAGGUAUAUCAAGUUUUGUGGUUUAAAUGUUCAAAUGAAA